This is a messenger RNA of Chaetomium globosum CBS 148.51, 975 nucleotides long. RefSeq lists its product as uncharacterized. The transcript is spliced from 6 exons. Gene Ontology annotation, molecular function: mRNA binding. NCBI's taxonomy places the organism in Eukaryota, Fungi, Ascomycota, Sordariomycetes, Sordariales, Chaetomiaceae. Gene Ontology annotation, cellular component: nucleus; ribonucleoprotein complex; cytoplasm. Bases 1 to 975 code for a protein of 324 amino acids. The record is from RefSeq and is a predicted model, not a curated record.
AUGACUGAAGUGUCGUCGACCCGCCUGUACCUGGGCAAUUUGCCCCGGAACGCUACUAAGGCUGACGUCGAGGCGCAUUUCGCCACGCAUGGUACCGGCGAAAUCACCGAAAUCAAACUCAUGAAUGGGUUCGGUUUCAUUGAAUACAAGGACGCCAUGGACGCCCGGGACGUUGUCCCAGAUGGAUCCGACUUCAUGGGAGAACGCCUGACUGUCCAGUUCGCCCGCGGCUCGCGCCAUCGCGAACAGGGCGGUGGUGGUGGCGGCGGCGGCGGCGGGUACAACCACGACCGUAACAGCGCUCCACGACCGCGUCGCACACCGCAUCGCAUGCAAAUCAGUGGACUCCCCAAUGAUACCAGCUGGCAGGACCUGAAAGACUUCGCCCGGCAAUCGGGCCUUGAUGUCGUUUACUCCGAGACCAACCGCAACGGCAGCAACGAAGGCUUCGUGGAGUUCGAGACUGCCGCCGAUCUGAGAAGCGCGGUGGAGAAGCUUGACAACCGCGAGUUUAAGAAUGCUCGUGUGAUCUGUGUCGCCAACACGCAGCCCGACAUCCCUAGGGGCGACCGAGCCCGCUCGCGCUCUCCGCGUCGUCCGUACCCUCCUCCGGGGGAUGACUACGAUCGGCGCGGCCCCCCGCGCGGGUAUAGCCCGCGGCGGGAUGGUUAUAGGGAAGGAGCGUACCGUGAGCGCACCCCUCCCCCUCGUCGGGACUAUUAUGAUGACAGGAGGGGAGGCUACCGUUCGCCUCCGCGUCGCGGACCUCCGAUGGACGACUACCCGCCCCCGCGUGGCCGCUACGACGAUCCCUACCGCGGUGGACCUAGGGACUACCCUCCGCCGGACCCGUACAUGAACGGCCGAGGAUACGACCGCAGGGGCCCGCCGCCCCCGGACUUCCCCCCGCGUGGUGGCGACCCGUACGCCCGAGAGCCCUACCCACCUCCUCGGGAUUACGAGCGCCGGUAUUAG